UAAAUACGGUAAUUAUGUAUACUGAUCUUGUCUGAUAUGCUUACUGUCGCAUUACUUUCCUGUGUAGAGCUCUUCUCCAAGCCGGAAAUUGAGAUGAUCCCAGUUUCGGUCAGUGAAGGCAACCAAAUGAUCCUAAAAUGCAAUACAAUUGUAAUAAGAAACAACACUGAACUUCAAUUUGCAUUCUACAAGAAUAUACAGAAAAUUCAGGAAUUCAAUUCAUCUCAUCAGUAUGUAGUCUCAUCGGCUCAUCUGGAGGAUUCUGGGAAUUAUUACUGUGAAGUAAGAACUUUAACAAGAAAUGUGAAAAAGAAGAGUGAGGAGUUAAAUGUAGACAUACAAGGUAACACAGAGCUCUUCAUAAUUCUUAUUCCGCUGGCUCUAGGAAUGUUACUCCUCCUUGUUGCUAUCCUGGUGACCCUCUUCAUUUGCAGCAAACGCCGUUCAUCUGUAAAACCCCAAGAACCAACAACAGAAGGGUUUAACACUUUCGGUGAUUGUGAUGUUGAACCUGAGAUCACAUACUCCAUUCUUGCCAUGUUCCCUAUGUCACAAGAUGCUCCAGUGACGACAAAGGAAAACCAUGAAAAUAAUGUCGUUUACGCUGCGACGAAUCCCAAAUCAAGAAGACAACCUGCUGCUGACCCUGACUGCAUUUAUCAGAACAUCUAAUCCUGAAGAACUCUCCAGUGGGGUCCCAUAUAUUAAAGAUGAACUCUAGGCAUGGUUUGUGUUGCAUAGUUAUAUUAUUAUAUGUAAGUAUGCAUAUUCCAUAUUGGGAUCACUGUGGAAAUAGAGAAUCUCUUUAGCAGCUACCUCUAAUACAGUGAUUGCUGCGAUCUAUCUGCUUCACAGUAACCCCCGCUAUUCACAGAACACCUUGUAUUUUGGCAAUGAAAGCAUUCUCUUAGGGUCCAUGGGGACAGUGGUGGCCCGUCCUUGCAGGAUGCAGGGGUGCUGCCCCCCUAAUCCAUGUGCAUGGCCCCUAAUCUACA
Rana temporaria (common frog) is the source of this 995-nucleotide messenger RNA. RefSeq names its product high affinity immunoglobulin gamma Fc receptor I-like. Gene Ontology annotation, biological process: cell surface receptor signaling pathway. Gene Ontology annotation, molecular function: transmembrane signaling receptor activity. Bases 37 to 672 code for a protein of 211 amino acids. Lineage: Eukaryota; Metazoa; Chordata; Amphibia; Anura; Ranidae. The record is from RefSeq and is a predicted model, not a curated record. The transcript is spliced from 5 exons.